This is a messenger RNA of Uloborus diversus, 1544 nucleotides long. It is a transcript of the gene eIF2Bgamma, whose product is annotated as translation initiation factor eIF-2B subunit gamma-like. Gene Ontology annotation, molecular function: translation initiation factor activity; guanyl-nucleotide exchange factor activity. The record is from RefSeq and is a predicted model, not a curated record. Gene Ontology annotation, biological process: biosynthetic process; cytoplasmic translational initiation. Gene Ontology annotation, cellular component: guanyl-nucleotide exchange factor complex; eukaryotic translation initiation factor 2B complex. NCBI's taxonomy places the organism in Eukaryota, Metazoa, Arthropoda, Arachnida, Araneae, Uloboridae. The transcript has 2 exons. The coding region runs from base 123 to 1448 and encodes 441 amino acids.
AUAUUUUGCUUUGCGUAUACACCAAACGAGAACAAAAAAAAAUUUUCAAUUUUGAUGUAUUUUUGACAAAUUUUUUAAUAGAAUAUUCCAGUGAGGUUGAAAAAUUUGCAUCAAAACUAAUUAUGGAGUUUCAAGCUGUUGUAAUGGCCGCUGGGACUGGUUCUCGAAUGCGCGAGUUGACGUCAAGCAUACCCAAAUGUCUUUUACCUAUUGGCAAUGUGCCACUCAUUCUUUGCUCUUUGAAUCUUCUUAAGAAGGCUGGAUUUACAGAAGCAAUUAUUCUAGUUCGUGAAAAUGAGAAGAAUAAAAUUCAAAAUGCUAUUGAAAAUAAAAUUGAUAUGAAGUUAGAUAUUGUAGCUGUGCCUAAAAAUGAGGAUUGGGGCACUGCUGAUAGUUUGAGAUAUGUAAAGAGUAAAAUAAAAUCAGAUGUAUUGGUAUUAAGUUGUGACAUAGUGUCAGAUUUUGAUUUAAAGGAUAUGCUAUUUUCCCAUCGUAGCAAGCAUUCUUCUUUGACUAUGUUGCUUGUACCAUUUCCAAAUUCUCUGAGAGAAAUUGAGAUGCCUGGCUAUAAAAAGAAAUGUAAAUUUGAACGAGACAUUAUAGGUUUGGACUCCACUGAUAGAUUAAUUUUCAUCAACUCUGAAGCUGAUUUUGAGGAUGGAGUUCCACUCAAACUGGCCCUGAUGAAGAAAAAUCCUUUAAUUAACAUAUUUAGUAAUUUAAUGGAUGCUCAUGUAUACAUAAUUAAGAGAGAUUUAGUUCAGUUUAUAGUUUCCAAUGAACAUAUUUCAACUUUGAAAGGGGAAUUUUUACCUGUUGCUGUUAAACAGCAGUUUACGUCAAAAAAGCGGUCUCAGGGCAUUGAGACUAAUGAUGGUCCAUUAGGAAAGACAAUUUUAAACAAAGAAUUUAUUGACUUGGACAAGCUAGCUUUGGAAUUAUCUUCCUGGAGAGACCCAUCUAAUUAUUCAAAGUCAUGCAUGGAGACAGAAGAAAGAUGCUUUGCAUACAUAGAUAAAGUAACAUUUUGUUAUCGAAUUAAUACGCUUGUAGCUUAUGCCAACAUUAACAGAAAAUUAAUGAAAUACUUCACGUCAAUUACAGGGACACAGCCUAAAUCUCAUCAAUAUCAAAAGUCUCAGGUAGAUGCAAACAGUAUUUUAGGGGAAAAUUGCGAGCUUCUAGUUAAAUCUUCAGUAAAACAAUCAGUAGUUGGUAAUAAUGCUAAACUAAGUGAAAAAGCAAAGAUACAUAACACCAUAGUGAUGGAAAGCGUACAGAUUGGCAAAGAUUGUGUAGUUCAAAAUAGUAUUAUUUGUAACCAUGCUGUCAUAGAAGAUGCCUGCAGUUUAAAAAAUUGUAUUAUAGGACCUGAACAAAUUGUGAAAACAUCUUCAAAACUUAACAGCGAAAUUUUACAAUGCUCAGAUCAACUGAUGGAAAUUUAACUUGCAUGUUUAUUUUUGUUGCAAAAAAAAACAUUGCUUCAAAUUUUUUAUUUUACUGUUUUUGAUGAUUUUGUCUGAUUUAAAAUGAAAUAAAUA